This is a messenger RNA of Notolabrus celidotus (New Zealand spotty), 1771 nucleotides long. RefSeq names its product ST3 beta-galactoside alpha-2,3-sialyltransferase 7 (gene st3gal7). Bases 230 to 1408 code for a protein of 392 amino acids. The record is from RefSeq and is a predicted model, not a curated record. The transcript is spliced from 8 exons. Gene Ontology annotation, molecular function: lactosylceramide alpha-2,3-sialyltransferase activity. NCBI's taxonomy places the organism in Eukaryota, Metazoa, Chordata, Actinopteri, Labriformes, Labridae.
UGCUUGGUCCCACACAUUUGUUUACAGGCACACCUGCCAAAGUGUGAUAAAGGGAUGUGUUAAUGGUUAACUAGAGCUGUUGAGUUCAGGGGAGAGAGAAGCAGCAGCAGCCAUUUUAGCCACACAGGACACACACACAUUUUGAUGAUUCCCCCCUCAGGCAUGGAGCACAGGCUAACAAACAGCUAACUAUCAGCUUCUGUUGGCUGGAUGUUGAAGUACCGGCACCAUGGUGACGAUGAAUCACUUGAGUGUUGAGGACCCAGACGAUGACUCUCCUCUGCUGCCUGAAGCUGCAGAGGCGGUCUCACCUUCACCUGUCUAUCUGAGACAGCGCAGGGUCACAAAGGCCGAGUCCACUGAGUUUUUCCUCAGCAGGUGUGUGAACCUUGCCUUCAGUCUGGUGCUGCUGAUCGGAUGCUACUCUGCUGUUCUGAUUCCUGCAUACUUCCCCUUUGAUAAGGCUGAAAAUAUCAGCGAUGACUACCACCAUCCUAAAGACCUGGUGCUUCUAAACCGGUCAGCGUCCCUGCUCUCAGGCCCCUGUCAGCCUCACUGGUGUCUGAAUCACCUGAAGCCCCUCUCCUCUUCUGCUGGCCUUGUGGACAUCCCUGUGUUUGUGCAGCAGGACCAGCCGGUGCCAUGGGACCUGUCCCCUCCUCUGGGGUUGCAGGGCAGUGAGGAGAAUCUGGCCCUGGCUCUGGCCUCUCUGCCCCAAACUGGCCUGCCUCCAUCGCUGAAGAGAGAAGGCAGCUGUAGGCGGUGUGUGGUGGUGGGAAGUGGAGGGGUUCUUCAUGGGAGCCACCUUGGAUCUCAUAUAGAUCAGUAUGACAUCAUCAUAAGGCUGAAUAAUGCUCCAGUGCCUGGCUUUGAAAGAGAUGCUGGUACCCAGACCACCAUCCGCAUGUUGUACCCAGAGGGAGCUCCUCACUCAGCGGUCGAAUACAAAAACACCACAGUGGUCGCUUUGGUGGUCUUCAAGAGCCUAGACCUGGCCUGGCUCACGUCUGUCAUCACCAAGCAACCUCUGAGCUUCUGGUCCAAACUGUGGUUCUGGAGGGAGGUGGUGGAUGAUAUUCCCCUGAGAGCGGAGGACUUCAGGAUCCUCCACCCGGAGAUCAUGCACAAGACAGAGCAAGUCCUACAGAAAUAUGCUUCCAAACAGGGAAAAAUGGUGCCGACUUUAGGUGCCAGUGCAGUAGUGAUGGCUCUGCAGCUGUGCGACCAGGUGAGCCUAGCAGGCUUUGGGUAUGACAUGCAGCACCCAGAGGCCAGGCUCCACUACUACGAGGCCAUCCGCAUGGACGCCAUGAAAGUUCAAGUGGUGCAUGACGUCAGUGCCGAGAAACUCUUCUUGAGGGACCUGGUGGCUGCAGGAGCGGUGACGGACCUGACAGGAGCUCUGUGAGUCAGCAGCUCAGAGACUGACAGAACAAACACACACACUCCUCCUUCUCACUGAGUCUGAUACAGCCCUCCAUAACUGUACUGUGGAUUACUGUGCACUGCUGGAAGAAUCCUACACAGCAUGCACUGACCUUUAAUAUGCUCAGCCUCCAGGGUUGUCUCUGAAGGUUAGACAGACUUAAGAUAGCAGAAACAGAGGAAAUCUCAAAUAAAUUAUAUGUAUAUAUUUCACUACCAGAUGUGAAUAGUGUCACACAUGUCUUACUAAUAAAAAUUGUGCAAGAAAAUACACAUGCUCUGGGAUUCACUGUUUUUGUAAAGAGAUUGUAGUACUGGUUGAAAUUCUGUUUACAAUAACCCAAUA